AUGGAGGGAUUAUUCACUCUGCUCGCUCUGAGCAUUGUGAUGGCAAUUACAUCUUUUGUCGUCGGCUCAUUACCUCUCGCUUUUACACUGUCGCCCUCUCAACUCCGCUUAAUAUCGUCCAUUGGCAUGGGCGUUCUGGUGGGGACGUCGUUGAUCGUGAUUAUCCCCGAGGGCAUUGAAACUCUCUACAGCGCAAACUCCCUCACUCGCAAGCAACACAGCACACGGGCAACCGCUAUCGAAUGGCAGCACCAAUCCCCCGCCGUGGCCACUUUUGGCGCCAACGGAGACAGCGUCUCAAACCUACCCUCCGAUACCCCUGUCCCGGGUCUCCUUUUGGAAAGAGACCAACUCUCGGAGUCACAAACACUUUAUGUCCGAACGGAGGAUUCGACUGGUGAAACAGUUGGCAAGGACACAAUUCACGGAGAGGAGGAGAGUUCGCCGCAUGCCUGGGUCGGAAUCGCCCUCAUCAGUGGUUUCAUUUUAAUGUACCUCGUCGAUAAACUGCCCGAAUUCGCAACGCCGACUAAGCACGACCGCACCCCUUACCAUAUCUCCUUGGAUAAUCUUGGAUCUGGGUUGCGGCGGGGUUCCUCCCCUUCGCGCGAUGGACUAAUUGAUGCGAGCCACGCCUCCAGACGUGGUCACAGCUUUGCGACCACGACCGGCCUAGUGAUCCACGCCGCGGCGGAUGGCAUUGCUCUAGGCGCUUCCAGCUCGGAUGCCGGGCUCAGUUUUAUCAUAUUCUUGGCGAUCAUGGUGCACAAGGCUCCAGCGUCUUUCGGAUUGACAUCCAUCCUGCUCAAGCAAGGGCUGUCAAGUCGCACCGCGAGAGCGCAUUUGCUGGUCUUCAGUCUUGCAGCUCCUUUCGGUGCCUUGGCCACUUUCCUCUUUGUACAGAUGAUGGGAUCUUCCGGUGCCGAUGAGGCAGGCACUCACUGGCGCACUGGAAUGCUACUGCUUUUCUCUGGGGGUACCUUUUUGUACGUUGCGAUGCACACUAUGCAAGAAAACGGCCCGGGCUCAUCCCCGCGCGAACUUCCUAUCAACGGAUAUGGUGACCGAGACCAGGAUGGAUCGGACAAGUCUAUGAGAGACUUGAUUGCAUCUGUUUUGGGCAUGAUCUUGCCGCUAUUUUUGCAGAUUGGACAUGCUCACUGA
Penicillium robsamsonii is the source of this 1164-nucleotide messenger RNA. RefSeq names its product Mn(2+) transporter ATX2. NCBI's taxonomy places the organism in Eukaryota, Fungi, Ascomycota, Eurotiomycetes, Eurotiales, Aspergillaceae. Gene Ontology annotation, molecular function: metal ion transmembrane transporter activity. Bases 1 to 1164 code for a protein of 387 amino acids. Gene Ontology annotation, cellular component: membrane. The transcript has 3 exons. Gene Ontology annotation, biological process: transmembrane transport; zinc ion transport. The record is from RefSeq and is a predicted model, not a curated record.